UAUGCUGCGUGUGUAUAAAGCCGGACCGAGCUGUUUUACGCUUGUAAUAAAUGUGAUAGGGCGGAAUAGGCGAUUAAGUUUCGGAGGCUAAUAAUAGUACUACGUAUGUAUAUAGCCAUAAUAGGCUGUGUUAUGAUUGUAGUACAUACGAUAUAGUAUCGUAUACUGAAGUAUGCGUGUGUUUUCUCUAUAUGUUUCUUGAUAUGUGAUUAGCAAAGACGCGAAGUUAGUUCUAAAUCCCCUUCCUAAAUGUAAAUGUAUUCCAAGUUUAGUAAAGUUAACAAAACAGAUCUGUAUUGCAGAUUUCUAGCCAGAUAAAAUGUCUUCUCUACACCUGCCUUCGUACUGCCAUAGCCCCAGCAAAAAUAGAGGUCAAAUUCAAGUUAUCCUUGGGCCUAUGUUCUCUGGGAAAUCUACAGAACUUUUGAGAAGAAUCAGACGUUACCAAAUCACUGAGCGGAAAUGCCUGGUUAUAAAAUACGCCCAUGAUAAUAGAUACAGUGAUGACAGCAUGGCAACACAUGAUAAGCAAAUCACUAAAGCUGUAAAAGCUACACACCUAUUGGCUCUUAAGAAUCUGGAUUCUUUUUCAGUUAUCGGGGUAGAUGAGGGCCAGUUUUUCCCUGACAUUGUACAGUUUUGCGACUCAAUGUCUUCUAGUGGGAAAACAGUAAUAGUGGCGGCCCUGGACGGCACUUUUGAGAGAAAACCGUUUGGUGCUGUACUGGGGUUAAUACCGAUUGCUGAAACAGUUGUGAAAUUAAGCGCGGUGUGCAAUUCUUGCCACAGGGAAGCAGCGUUCACUAAAAGAUUGGGUCUUGAAACUGCGGUUGAGGUUAUUGGGGGUACAGAUAAAUAUAUGGCGGCGUGCCGUUCUUGUUUCUCACUGUCCCCAUGUAAACAGCUGAAAUUUCAAUCAAAAGAUGAAAAAGUCAACCGUGUUCGAAUACCAUUGGGAGUGCUGACCAAUGAGAAUAAGCCAUGUUGAUGUCAUAGGAGGGGAACAGAGAUGAACAAUAGUUUUUGUUUAACAUGCUGCAUUUUUAUAAAUGAAUUUUACAACGUUUUAUUAUAAGAUCCAACCUCAUGCCUUUUACUUCAAUAUUUUAACCAAAAUAAUAAUAAAAGAACUCAAUUAACUGGUUUUAAAUUUCCUUAUUCUAUGUUUACUUUUUGUAAUGGGUACGAAUCGUACGAUAUAUAUCAACAUUAAACACUGCCAAACAAUGCUGUUAAAUAUUGAGAAAUCCAAUUCCUUCGAACACUACUAUUGCAUUUUAGAAUGUCUGUUUAUUUUAAAGAAUAUUUUGUUCUUUGUUACUUUCCCCAUUUACCUCUUAUAUGUAAAAAGAAAAAAAUGUUAAAAUACCAUGAAGCAAAACACGAUUAAAAAAUAUAUAGGCACAACUUUUAAAAGUAAUAUAUUCUAUUAAUUACAAUCAUACAUCAAUGUAUUUAAUCUGCUUUUAUGUUAAAAACUUCUACUUCAAUAAACAUUUUCCUGUGUAGCCUAACAUCGUAUUGCUUAUAUACCCAAUGUUUAUUUUGAUGUUGUGCAUUCCCUAUGCCUACUAUUGUUGUAAAUAAACUGCUAUGUUUAGGUUAAAAUCGCAACUUACCUUAAUUAACGAGUAAUAAAUAUACGGAUUUAUGCAAAAAGAAA
Messenger RNA from Ciona intestinalis (vase tunicate), 1663 nucleotides. Its product is annotated as thymidine kinase, cytosolic-like. NCBI's taxonomy places the organism in Eukaryota, Metazoa, Chordata, Ascidiacea, Phlebobranchia, Cionidae. Gene Ontology annotation, molecular function: ATP binding; thymidine kinase activity. Gene Ontology annotation, biological process: thymidine metabolic process. The record is from RefSeq and is a predicted model, not a curated record.